Messenger RNA from Schistosoma rodhaini, 4447 nucleotides. The record is from the annotation of a GenBank genome assembly. Lineage: Eukaryota; Metazoa; Platyhelminthes; Trematoda; Strigeidida; Schistosomatidae.
AAACAAUACUAAGUGAAUUUAUUCUCCUUGGGUUUAAACAUCUUAACAACAAUAUACGUGACCACUAUUUAUUUAGUUAUCAAAAUCCUUGUAAACUACUUAUAAAAUAAUAAGUAGCUAGUUUUCGUAACGGAUGAAAAUUGAAUGAACUAUGACUGUCUAGAUCGUAUGUUCAUAUGUUGAUCACUCUCAACAAUUGAAUUGCUAUUGACAUGAGACAUCUAAUAAAAGGAUAUCAGAGGACAUAACGAGUUACUAAGGAGAUUUGUUUUAUAUGACAAGAUGACACCUGUGUACAAAAUAUUCGACAUGAAAAUAACCAUAAGUCAACAUCACUUAAGGUGUAAAUAACGGUGCGAUAUGGGUUUUUAUAGAAUAAUAUUCUAACAACUAUGAUAUAAAUUUAUUACUCAUAUCCUUUCAUGCACUAAGGACUAGUUUCUCCCACCUUCGCACUCAAACCUUUUGCCAGAAAGUAUUGAUAGUUUUAAAAGUGAUGUAAUCGGUUAUUAUUGUUCAAAGAUGGAUAUAACAGCCAAUACUCUGUGCAGCGAUUAACCUUAGUAUUUACGUUAUUACUAGUUCGAAUUCGGUUAUAGCCAGUGAUAAUUUGUUUAUCAACAUACCAAUGUUGAAGUUAUGGAUAGUAUACUCGUGUUGAACCCACAUGCCUUCAUAGUUUAAUUCGUGUAUGGUGUAAUCUUAGAAUUAAGGAAUCGAAAUGUCAGACUUGGGACACUAGAUAGAGAUGGUGAAUCAGUUGAAAAGAUUAUGAACGUUUAUCAACGGAAGUGGUUACUUUGAAUGUUAUUUACACGUAGCUGCCGCUUUCCCAGCGUAAUAUACUGAGUAAUAUGGAUGGUGAAAUAAUGAAUUGUCUAUCGAAAUAGUGCACAGAUAACACAUAGUCAGCUAUACAGCUAUCAAAACUUCUUUUCCUCAGAUCAAGCUUUCUUACAAACAAAGAUUUAUUUGUUUUGUUAUCUAGGUAUGUAAUUCUUAACAUAAUCACCAUUUUAAAAUGGUUUCUACAAUGCUACUUAUUCACAAAAAAUAAUUGUGUUUCAACAGCUUGGCUAAUAAUUAUGAAAAUAAACUACGUUUAUGCUGGAAAUAUCUGUUAUAACGGAAGAAAACUGUUACUUGCUACAGAGAAUCCUGAUUCGCACAAUGCAAAGAAGAAAAUAUCAGUAACCAAUAAGAAAACGAAAGUUUGACCUGAAUAUAACCAUAGUGAUAUAAACAAAUACUUUUGACAAUUAUUAAACUAUUCAAUGAUUGUUUUAAUAUUCUAAUCACCUCAUACUAUAGUAUAUCUAUCGAUAUUCAUUUAACUGCAUACUAUCAAAUUGAUUGUAAGUAGUAUAUAUAUAUAUACAUAUGCAAUCAACCGACGGUAUCAUCAAUCAUUGGAAGAUAUUCUGUCCUUUUUAUAUUCUUAAAAUCUGAUUGGUUAAUACCAGUAUUCAUUCUUUUUUCUAUUUUUUUCUUAAAAAAAAACUGCAUUUAAUGUUUUCAUUAGAUGGUUCAUUCAAUUUAUAGUUACUAUCCAUUCAUUUCAUUUACCAAAUAUUUAUUUGACUACUUAAAUGAUACUACUUAAUUAUUGAUUCAAAGAAGUGACAAUAUUACUACAAAGGGGAUAAAUAUACAUAUAUGAUCAAAUCAAAUCAAUGUGAAAGGGUUAAUCAUAUCAUAUGGGAAAUAAUGUGAAAUGAAUGGUAAUUUAACUUACUUAUAAAUACUUUAUAAGUAGUAAAGUUUGAUAUUAAUUACUUUAUUAUUAUUAUUAUUACCAUUAUUAAUACUAUUAAUGGAUGAGCUUCAACGGCUUUAUGAACAUCAAACAAUGAUGGCAAUUAGAAUAUAUUCAUUUUUAGACAAUUUACUAACACAUUUACCAUCAUCACGUACUAAUAACAAUAAUGAUAAUGAUUUGGAUACAAUCCAUUCGUCGAAUAAUACACAUAAUACUAAUGAUUAUAUGAGUAGUAUAUCAUCAAGACAAGUAAACACAGACCAUCAUCAUCAGCUUUACCAACAGUAUCCAUAUACUACUACUACUACCAAUGUGACGGAUGAGUUAAAUACAUCUGUUGGUGAUAUACUUCCUAGAAGAUAUGAAAAUACACAAACAUUAUCAUCUUCAUCAUUAACAUCAGAUUCAUCAACAUGGUUAUUAAAUGAUAUGAAUUUAACAACAAUAUACAAUCCACAAUUUCAUUCAUCUACAAUGUAUGAUACGAAUAAUAAUGAUACAAUAUAUACUACUGAUACAACAUAUACUACUAGUAGUAAUAAUGAUAAUAAUUAUACUGAUUCAAUAUCAAAAGAGAUUGAACCUGGAGGUUAUUGUGAAGAAAUAUUUAUUUAUUUAUCAAAUAGCGAAAAACAAGAAUAUCUGUGUACAAUAUGUUACUUGAUACUUAAAGAAGCUUAUCAGUGUCAAAAUCAGCAUAAAUUUUGUUAUGGUUGUAUAUACACUUGGUCUACUGGACCAACAACUGGUCAUGAUAGCUGUCCAGUAUGCAGAUGUGAUGGUUUGUAUGCAAAAAAUUUUGAUUUAAAUGAAAGAAUCAAUAAAAAACGUAUACGAUGUCCAACGGAUGGUUGUAAUUGGAUGGGUUCAUUAAGUGUAUAUCAACAACAUGAACAUCGACGUUAUACUCCAUAUGAAUUAGAUUUAUUAUUAAUAGAUUGUAAAAAAGAUCAAAUGAAAUCAUCAUCUUUACUUCCAAUAACAACACCAAAUCAAAUAGUACAUAAUAAAGAAAUACCUAUCAAAUUCAAUGAUAUACCACAAAGAAAUGAAUCAUUACAAGUCAAUAAUAAUAAUAGCUCACUUCUUCACAAUAAUCUUGGACAAGUACCUACUAUAUGUGAACCAAUUAGUCAAUCAACUGAUCAAUUAUCUGAGACUUCAACCCAAAGAUUGUUAACAACAACAACAACAACGUCACAAAGGCAUAUACGGCCAUUAAGAAAUGGGAACAGGCAUAGACACAGUAGAAUUCAAAAUCGAUCCAUUUUAAAUACAAGUGAGAGUCUAAAUCAAUUGGAAAAUAAUAAUAAUAAUAAUAAUAAUAAUAAUAAUAACAUGGAAGAAACAAGAAUAAAUAAUUCACAUGGAACUACUAUUAAUCAUACACGUAUACAUGAAUCGCAAGGAGAACAACACCAACAAAGAAUUUUAAAUACACCAGUUCAUUAUAGACGAACAAGAUCACAUUUAACAUCAAAUACACAUACAAAUGGAACAACAAAUAAUGAUGGACAUAGACAACGAAUUAAUGUAAGAGAUUCUAGAGUACGUGUUGAAAGAUUACCUAAUUUAAGAAGACAACAACAGAUAAGAGAUGAACAAGUACAACAAUCAAUAACUCAUAGAUCCUCUCCAGUAUACCACAAUGAAUUAAAUUCGACUGAAAUAAACAGUUUACUAAAUGUGAAUUCCAAUGAUAUUCACAAUCAAGGUGUAGAAGAGAAUUUCAUGGGAGAUCAUACUGAGUUAAAUGUAACGGACCAACAUUCAGAUAAUCAAAUUAAUCUUCCAGCUAUCAGAUUUAAUGAGACACUCACUUGUAAUUUAAAUACACAGCCGCUACUUAAUAAUAGUAAUGAUAGUAAUACUCAGACACUUUUAAUAAAUAAUUCAGUACAACGAACAAAUCGACCACUUGAGUUUCGACGUCUAGUACCUCAAAGACAAAGAAGAGUAGUUGAACAAUUAAGAGAAACACGUGAACAAUUAGCUGCAAUGCUUCGUCUUAUGACAAUGGAAUUAGAAGAAAGACAAAAUCGUGUUUUAAUUCCAAAUUUAGACACUGGUACAAGAAAUCGACUGUUAAGAAAUCCAAAUAAUUUAUUUUGUGAAAAUACGGAAAGUGGUAUACCUGCACCAUAUGUGAAUAAUACAGUAAAUCGUGAGUUAACCGAAGGUAACAAUCAGCAUACUUCAAGCAUUCCAAGAAAUAUUCACAGAACAAAUGUAUAUGAUAAUGAUAUCCAAGAGAAUUAUUACACAUCUCAGUCAAUUAACUCAAACAUUCCUAAUUCAGUUAAUAGUAACAAUACUAGAGACUUACCGCGAACACUUCUUACACCGACCUACAGGGAGCAAACUAUUACUAAUCCUUUCACUCAUUACAAUUCACAUAAUAAUAAUAAUCAGUACAACAUAUCUGUAACAUCAACAACUAGUACUACGCAAUCAUCUUCAUCCCCAUUAAUUUCAACAACACGUUUAUUAGCAAGAUUACGUUUGAAUGCAUUACAGCAAACAACCCCAACAGUUUUUUUUACGUCGAACAAUAAUAAUAAUUCAUCUAAUAGACAGGAAAUGUUAUCAUCAUCACUAACAACUACAAUAUCACCUUUCGUGACAGGUGAUAGUAGUAACGAUGAUAAUGAACACAAUCACAAUGUCAGUGAUGAUGAAACAGACUGA